Liolophura sinensis is the source of this 3834-nucleotide messenger RNA. RefSeq names its product crooked neck-like protein 1. Gene Ontology annotation, molecular function: protein binding. Gene Ontology annotation, cellular component: post-mRNA release spliceosomal complex; precatalytic spliceosome; Prp19 complex. The record is from RefSeq and is a predicted model, not a curated record. Gene Ontology annotation, biological process: spliceosomal complex assembly; mRNA splicing, via spliceosome. The transcript is spliced from 16 exons. Lineage: Eukaryota; Metazoa; Mollusca; Polyplacophora; Chitonida; Chitonidae. The coding region runs from base 71 to 2716 and encodes 881 amino acids.
GACGUGCAGACGAAAUUAUUUGCGUAAACUGACACAUUUUGAUGUAAAAUUGGGCACCUGUUACAUCAAAAUGGAGGUUAACAGCGAAGGAAAGGCAAAAAUGCCUAAAGUCGCUAAGGUGAAGAAUAAAAUGCCAGCUCCAGUCCAGAUUACAGCAGAACAAUUACUGCGUGAAGCCAAAGAAAGAGAGUUGGAACUUGCAGCUCCGCCUCCAAAGCAGAAGAUCUCUGAUCCAGAUGAGCUGGCAAACUACCGUCUUAAAAAAAGAAAGGCAUUUGAAGACAACAUCAGAAAAAAUCGUGGUCUGAUGACAAACUGGAUUAAAUAUGCACAAUGGGAAGAGAGCCAGAAAGAGAUCCAAAGAGCUCGGUCGGUGUGGGAGAGAUCGUUGGAUGUAGACCACAGAAACAUCACUGUCUGGCUCAAAUACGCUGAAAUGGAGAUGAAGAACCGUCAGAUCAACCACGCACGUAACCUGUGGGAUAGAGCAGUGACGAUCUUACCCCGAGCCAAUCAGCUAUGGUACAAGUACACCUACAUGGAGGAGAUGUUGGGCAACAUCGCAGGUACACGGCAGGUGUUUGAGCGCUGGAUGGAAUGGGAACCUCAUGAACAGGCCUGGCAUUCUUACAUCAACUUUGAACUGCGUUGCAAAGAACUGGACAGGGCCAGAUCAAUCUAUGAACGAUUUGUUAUAACUCAUCCUGAAAUUAAAAACUGGAUAAAAUAUGCCAAGUUUGAGGAGAAGAAUGGCUACAUCAACAGCAGCAGGAAGAUCUACGAACGAGCUGUGGAGUUCUUUGGGGAGGAAAAUAUGGAUGAGAAACUGCUGAUUGCGUUUGCGAAGUUUGAGGAAACCCAAAGAGAGCAUGAUCGAGCGCGGGUCAUCUAUAAGUAUGCAUUAGACCACCUUCCCAAGGAACUGUGCCAGGAAAUUUACAGGUUUUACACUGUCCACGAGAAGAAAUUUGGGAGCCGGGCAGCCAUUGAGGAUGUCAUUGUCAACAAAAGACGUUUCCAAUAUGAGGAGGAGGUGAAAUCUAACCCAAUGAACUAUGAUGCCUGGUUUGACUUUCUGCGACUGUUAGAGGCGGAACAGGACAUAGAACAGAUUCGGGACACCUACGAGAGAGCCAUAGCAAAUCUACCUCCAACACAGGAGAAGCGUCAUUGGCGUCGUUACAUCUACUUGUGGAUUAACUAUGCUCUCUUUGAGGAGUUAGAGGCAGAAGAUAUGGAGAGAACCCGCCAGGUGUAUAAAGCUUGCCUCGAUAUUAUACCUCACAAGAAGUUUACAUUCGCCAAGAUCUGGCUCUCCUUCGCUCAGUUUGAAAUUCGGCAGAAAAAUUUGCAACAGGCCAGAAAAAUUUUGGGCACAGCCAUUGGGAAAUGUCCCAAAAACAAGCUGUUCAGAGGUUACAUUGACCUAGAAAUCCAGCUCCGAGAGUUUGAGAGGUGUAGGAUUCUGUAUGAGAAAUUUCUGGAGUUCAACCCAGAGAAUUGUACAACAUGGAUGAAAUAUACAGAGCUAGAGACCAUCCUGGGAGACAUUGACCGUGCCCGUGCUAUAUAUAACCUGGCCAUAAACCAACCUAAGCUGGACAUGCCUGAGGUUCUGUGGAAAGCCUUCAUUGAUUUUGAAAUUGGUUUGGAAGAGUAUGAGAACACUCGUGCCUUGUACAGGCGCCUGCUUGAGAGGACACAACAUGUCAAGGUUUGGGUCAGCUUUGCCCAGUUUGAGCGUUCCACUGAGGAAGACAAUGCUAUUGCCAAUGCCCGGCAGGUUUACCGUGAAGGUCAUAGGUCACUGAGAUCUCUAGAAGACAAAGAGGAGAGACUAAUGUUACUGGAGGCCUGGGUAGAGUUUGAGCAAGAGGUUGGGGAUUUGAAGUGUAUUCAGACAGUACAGAAACUCAUGCCACAAAAAGUGAAGAAGAGAAGGAAGAUCCAGACUGAGGAUGGGACUGACGCUGGCUGGGAGGAGUACUACGACUACAUCUUCCCUGAUGAGGAGGCCGCUCAGCCCAACCUUAAACUGCUGGCCAUGGCCAAGAAGUGGAAGGAGAAGCAGGAGCAGAGCAGUGAUGAGGAGGAGGAUGAGGAAGAUGAUGACGAGGAUGACAAGGCAGGGCAGAGUUCUCAGGAGCAGCCAAGCUCUUCACAGGAUGCUCUGCAAGCGAAGACAACGGAGGAUGCUACAGGAGGAAGCAGUAAAGGCAGCAGUGAGAGCGAUGACAGUCAGGAGGCUGAAUCGACAAGUGAAGACACCAGUAACAGGGUUUCUGCUUUUAAGGAAGAAGAUGAAAGAGUAGAUGUUUCAAUAGUAAGCAAAACAGGGGAUCCUGAGGGAAAAGACACUCAGGACAGGGGAAAGGAUGGAAGCGGUGUUACAAAAGUUGACCAAGAGAAAGUAAAGGAGAUCGAGGUGGGAUCAAGAAGAGAUUCAAGAAAAUAUCCAAAGCAGACAACUGACAGUGAGGAUGAAGAUUCUGAGAAGGAGGAUGACGAGGAUAGAAGGAGAAGGGGCAAGAGAGGAGAGCAGGAUACCAGAGACAGAAGGUCAGGGGAAAGCAGGCAUCGAGAAGAAAAUAGCAAGCGACAAAAGCGGCGCAGACGAAAGUCCAGUAGUAGCAGUAGCAGUAGCAGUGGGAGCAGUAGUGACAGUAGUAGUAGCAGUAGUAGUUCAGGUGAAGACAGUGACCGUGAACGCUCAUAGCAUCAGCUCCUGUGGGUUACACAUACAUGUACAUAAUCGUUGCCACUCUGACAUCAUGUUGCCACUCUCACAUCAUGUUACCACUCUCACAUCAUGUUACCCGUCAUGUCCAUACCAAAUACUGAUCAACACAAGUCACAUAGCUUAAGUCCUGUUCAUGCUGUUUAGGGUAUGACUGUCAAAUCUAUCACAGUACAGUAUGAGGUUUUUCUAUCAGUGUGGAGUCCAACACUUACAUGUAUGUCUAUUGCAUGAGUCAUGUGUAAAGUUCAAAGCUGAUUCCGGAUGAGAUGUCCAUCCGUGUGAUCAAAAUGAUAUUGAUAUAACAUAAAAAGUCAUCCAGUAUCUUUCCAGUAUAGCUUUAUUUAUACCACCUGUGAAGUGAACGACAGCUGAAAUAAAUGUGAGAUGUGAUCUGUUCUAGAGCAGAAUUCAACCUUGUCAUCAGCUGCGAUUAUUCACUGUGUAAUAUCACACUUACAGCCCAGUACAAGAAUGACAAAUUAUUCAGGUUACAAAUAUAGUUUCUCUUGGCCAUUCCAAUCAGUAUGACCACCGUAUUAUCUAUGUGUGAAGAUAGUGCUUGAUGCUCCAAAACUUCAAACAUACUUGGUAACUUUAGUAGAUUUAAGUCAUUUCCACAAAUUGUGAAAAUAGAUCAUCCAUACAAGAGCAUUAGACAGAUUAAUAUUUUCAUGUCAACUCCUACUCCACAUCCACCAUCUCAUUCACAGGCUGUAUCUACAUAUGUCUCUGUGAGCCCUGAGGCACAAGGCAUUCCUUGUUUUUGUUCUUGAUAAUGAAACUCUUAGUAUAUUUUCCAUCAUAACAGAAUUUUUUGUAUGAAUUUUUUUGGGUUGAGUCUCUACCAUUAUUUCAGAAUGUUUCCAUUUUGUAAAAUUGUGUAAAUAAAAAAAAUCAAUAAUUUUUUCACUACAUAUUUUCAGGUCUCACUAUGUUAAACGACGUUGUAGACUUACUGACAGGUAGGUGAAUUUCUUCAGUUGUAGAGAGUGGCAAAGGUUCAUGUAGUGACUGAGAAAGGUCAUACACAUAGGAGGUGGACUUAAAUUCAACCAUCUGGAUAACAUAUUGUAGCCCAGGCUGGUCAAGUCAAC